AUGUACAGAAGCAGCUACCUGCGUGAAGUUCGCAAGGAGAAAUAUGAGAGGUCGGAUGCUUUCGAGGAGCUGCCCCAGUCGCCCGAGUUUGGUAGCUUUGCCCAAGCUCAGGGCCUGGAGAACCUGCAAGAGCUCAACGAGCGCUUUGCCAACUACAUCAACCGGGCCCGGGUCCUCGAGCAGCGCAACGCCAUCUUCCGCAAGCAGCUUGAGACCUUUCAGCGCAUGGAUGAGCUGGCCGGGCUGGAAGAGGCUUUCGCAACUCAGGUCGACCUCAACCGCCAGCGGGUUCGCGAACUGGCCGCCGACAGAGCUAAGUUGGAGCGGGAGGAGAAAGAUGCUCACCGCAUGCUGGAUGAGUUCCGUAACAAAUAUAGAAAUGAAUGUGAGUAUCAGCAGAUGUUGAAAACUACUCUUGAACGACUUAAUAAGGAAGCUGAUGAAGCUUUGCUGUGUAAUCUGGAACUACAGAUUGAAUCACAGUUCUUGCAGGAUGAUGUUAAUGCUGCAAAGGACAGAUACAAAAAGAACCUCAUGGAAAUACAGACCUAUGUCAGUAUUUUACAGCAGAUCAUGCAAACGACUCCUCGCGUAUCCACCAUCGCAGCUGGAGCCAGUGAGGAGAAGCUGAUAACUGAGAGGAGGAUUCCGAUUCUUCAAAGCCAGUUAGAAGAAUACAAGAGCAUCCUAUGUCAGCUCCAGGCUCAGAAAAUUAAACUGCAGACUGAGACAACAAUGCUGGAACAGGCUAUUAAAAACACCCAGGAAAGCUAUGAUGAUGAGAUUCAGUUGUACAAUGAGCAGAUUGACACUCUGAGAAAGGGCAUCGAAGAUGCUGAGAGGACCUUGGAAAAAUACACCAACGACUGCCGCCAGCUCUCCAUUUAUAAGCAGUCUCUGGAGAGUGAACUUGAGCGCUACAAACGUAUUAUUGAAAAUGAAGAAAGCAGGUUGAAUUCUGCCAUUGUUGGAACCCCCGUGACACUAUUUUCACAAAGCUACAAAACCACACAGACCCCAGCUCUUGGAAGGAAAGACAUUACGUUGGUUGCUCAAGACAUCACCAGUGCAAAGACCAGACAAAGGAGUCUGCCAAAAAAGAUCUCAAGGAGGAAGGAGAUCACCGCUAAAGACCUCGGCAAUGGUGCUCCAUCGGAAAAAAGGUAUGACCGGCCUUUGGAAGGCCUUGAUCACGAUCAGCUGGAUUUCAAGCACGAGGGAUUAAUGAUCACAAGCGAACAUAGGCAGGAUGAAGUUGAAGACGCGGAGCAAGAGAAGGCUGCAGAGGAUGUGCCUGAUGGAGCACAGAUAAGCAAAACUUUUGAUAAACUGUGCAACAUAGUGAGAGAGAGGAUCAGAUGCUACCAGAGACCGGAACCCAAAAGCGACUUCUAUACUAAAGGGCGGUAUGUACUUGUCACCGGUGAGGGAAGUUACGAUGACCCCUGCUUCUACUCUUCACCCAUCCCUUCUGGAGGUGGAAUCACUGUCUCUGACAGCGAAGGUACGAUGCCCAGUGGAGGUGUUGUAGAACCAAUAUCAGAGCUACCAGAACCGCUUGAGAGCGACAAAGGUAAACCCGAAGCCCAAGAAUCACAAGAGGGGCCCAAGAUGCCAGAAGACCUGAAAUAUGAGUAUAAACCAGAAGAAGACAAAGCGAAGGAAGAUGUCUUUGAACAGUGGGGGAAGCCUGAAGGGAAACGCGAAGAGCCAGCAAAACAGCCGGGGAUCGAGGAAUAUGGGCCAAUGACCCCAAUGGGUCCGAGUGACAGAACUGAAGCAGGCGUAUACAUAGGCAAGGAGUAUGGCAGGACAGGUGGCCUCUCUUUCAAGGAGCUGAGCCCACCAAGCACCAUGAGUUACGAGAAAGUGGAAGUGGUGGAAUCCAUCGAGAAAUUCUCGGACGAUAAAAUUCAGACGUACGAAGAAACCGCCAUGAUUGUGGAGACCAUGAUUGAGAAGACCAACAAGAAGAAGCUGGGAGACAAAAGCUCUUAAUGAGCAUCUCCGAAGCAGCCAGUUUGUCCAGCUGUCAGUCAUGAAUGUGGUGUGCUCCUCAAGGCUUCUUGCUGCAUAAAGUUAACACUAAUAAGGCCAAUGGAACUAUUCCAGAGUGAGUGGGUUUGAGGACCGUAGCCUAAAGGCCAUAUUUUGCUUGCGUUCUUCCCAACCCCUUUCCAUCUUUGGAUGGAAUGAUAAAAAAAUAGUGGGUUUUGUUGCUUGGAAUGAAGCUGGCUUGUCCGUUAACAGCAAAAUAUUGGAUUACAUUGUUACACUUCUGAGAUCUUAAACCCGAUUCAUGAAUUGCCUGCUCUAGUGUGAUCUGCUCAGAACAGACCCAAUUAUUAACCACGGCGGUAAAACAUGUACACUCCUGGUUGC
This is a messenger RNA of Zootoca vivipara (common lizard), 2382 nucleotides long. It is a transcript of the gene BFSP1, whose product is annotated as beaded filament structural protein 1. Gene Ontology annotation, biological process: lens fiber cell development. The record is from RefSeq and is a predicted model, not a curated record. NCBI's taxonomy places the organism in Eukaryota, Metazoa, Chordata, Lepidosauria, Squamata, Lacertidae. Gene Ontology annotation, cellular component: intermediate filament; cytoplasm. Gene Ontology annotation, molecular function: structural constituent of eye lens.